Messenger RNA from Ceutorhynchus assimilis (cabbage seed weevil), 2189 nucleotides. The record is from the annotation of a GenBank genome assembly. Lineage: Eukaryota; Metazoa; Arthropoda; Insecta; Coleoptera; Curculionidae.
AGCGGGGUGUCGAAAGGAAACGCUAAAAGAACUGAAUGUAAACGGUGGAAAACACGCAACGCGUGACAACGCGCCAGGUUGCCAGGAAUAAUUUCCCUGGAUGAGAAUCUUCCACCCUGGUGGUUUUACUUUGGUAUGGUCGAUAUUUUCUGGAACGUAUGGCAACGCGGUGGUGGUUUCCCGUGGGAGAGUAUCCAGACACUUGGGCUUUUAGAGACGAUCGAAUGUGAAUAUAAUAGGGAGGCGCAAGCGCUAUUUAUUCACUACUGCAUUGUGUUGAGGGCCAAAAAAGAAGUCUAUUUUUUUUUUUUUUUGGAUGAGAUUUAUUAAGAAAUAAUUAAAUUCUAGUUUAUGAGGUUCUUAUAGGAGGCGAAACAAGAAUUACGCCAUCCCCUCUAACAAAAAGCAUUGCAAUGUUUCUUUUGGUGGUACGGUAAACUUCCUCGUAAGUUUCCUCGUCAAUUUCCACCAUUGUGAUGGUUUCCUCGACGUCGCUCAGGAUCAUGUUCAUGUGCUGAUCAUAGGCGUGCAAGCGUCCCCUUAAUUCGCGAUCGUUUCUCAUUUUAACGUAAAUUUUCUCGUCAAGGCUGAGCCGCACCAAAUCGAGAGGCUCCUUUACAGCUAUUGCAGGGUGCAAAUCUAAUUCAUCCAUACUUAUUUAGUUAUUAGUACUUUUUAAAAUAAAAUCAGGAAUCCAGGAAAUGUAUUUGUUUUGAUUUUUUUGAGGUUAGAAUAGUAACAGGAGGGUGCAUUCUUUUUUACACCUAUGAGAUGUCUAUCUUUGUUUAGCUCAUGGAAAAUAGAAAUGAUUGUUAGCUAUACCGAUGGAAAAAAAAAGAAAGCGCUAAAUGUCUAAUGUUUAGUUUUUUGACAACUGACAGUUAGCAGUUGCUUGAAUAAAUUUAUUAUUGAAAGCAAAUCUCAACAAAACUUUCUAAUUAGUUUAUUUAAAACAAUUAAAAAUGUCUAAAGAACGGCCCCUGCUGUUACGAAUUCAAAGUCCGGAGGGAACGAAAAGGAUCGAGAUCAGGCCUUCGUCCACCACUUGCGAGCUGUUCGAAACGAUUCACGACUCAUUGAAUCUGAACAGUUUCGCUUUCGCUCUUUAUAAACAAAUAAACAAAAAUGAGGAAAUUUCCAGCAGCAAAACGAAAACUUUGAGGACUUUGGGGCUCAAGCAUGGCGACAUGGUGUAUCUUGCCCCCCUUAAUGGCUCAAUAUUGUUCAAUGCAACUAGUGCCAGUGGGGAAACCGUUCCUGAAUCUGGUGCGUCUACUAGUAGAUCAAGGAGUGCGUGUCGUCACAAUGCCAAUUCAAAAUGUGUUCAUUGCUCAUCCCUGGAACCCUUCGACGAUUCUUACCUCAAAGAACAAAACAUCAAACACUUAUCCUUCCACUCUUAUCUGCGCAAAAUGAUGUCGGGAGUGGACCGCGGCAAAUUCCUAGCCCUAGAAGACAUUUCUUGUAGAAUUAAAACCGGCUGCAAAGACCACCCUCCAUGGCCCAAAGGCAUUUGCUCCAAGUGCCAGCCCAACGCUAUUACGUUGAAUAUGCAAGCCUAUAGACACAUAGACAAUGUGGCUUUUGAAAAUACCGAUUUGGUGGAGAAGUUUUUGAAUUAUUGGCGAGUCACCGGUCAUCAAAGAAUUGGGUUUUUGUAUGGUAAUUACGAGGUUCAUAGUGAUGUGCCUUUAGGCAUUAGGGCAAAUGUGGUGGCUAUUUAUGAGCCUCCUCAAGAAAGUACUCGAGAUGCGAUUCGCUUGUUGCCAGAUGAAAAAGAGGCUGUGGUUAAUCAAAUAGCUAGCGCUCUAGGACUUAUGAAGGUUGGCUGGAUUUUUACUGAUUUGUUAGCUGAAGACAUUAAAAAGGGCACAGUGAAACACACAAGAAAUGUAGAGUCGCAUUUUUUGUCCGCACAAGAGUGCAUUAUGGCUGGACACUUUCAGAAUUUGCAUCCCAACAUUUGCAAAUAUGCUUCCAGUGGGAAUUUUGGGUCUAAAUUUGUCACUGUAUGUGUUACAGGGGAUAAAACUAAUCAAGUUCACAUGGAAGGUUAUCAAGUGUCCAACCAGUGCAUGGCAUUAGUAAGGGACAAUUGUCUGGUGCCAACUAAGGACGCCUCAGAGUUGGGCUAUGUACGAGAAUCAACUGAUAAACAAUAUGUUCCUGAUGUCUAUUAUAAGGUUUAG